ACUGGAAGGACCACAUGUACUUCUCAGAAACGGGGGAGAAACGGGCGGGACCUUGUGUGUGCGAACUUCAUCAAAUCUCUCUUAGGCUCAUUUUUUUGUUCUCUCGACAGUGUAACCAAAGGGGAAAGUUUGGAGUAGUCUGAAGAUUUCAGCACUUCGGGCACGAGAACAAGAUGGCAUUGACAGUGUCAAGUGACUUGUCUGUCAAUGUGGCUACAGACCAGAAUGUUAAUAAAUUAUCAGACAAAAAGGAGGUACUAAACAGGAGCAUACAGAAAGGAGAACCUAAAUCAAUGGGGAUUUCCCAGGUCAUGCUUGGAUUUCUAAUCAUCUCUUACUCUGUGCCACUGCUCUCUGCCAAACUCACAGAGGUUGUAACAUUUGGUGUGCCGUGGUGGAGCGGAAUAUCUUUUGUCGUUGCAGGUGCUGUUGCUCUUAUAAUGGAUAAACAGAGCAGUGUUUCUUUGGUCUUCGCAUGCAUGGUGUUCACAAUAUUCGCUGCAGUCAUCUCGGUUAUUGCAGUAAUCUUCUACAUGGUUGAUAUUGUGAAGCACCCACAGGCUACUUGCGAGAGGAACACAGUACAUCCAUGUGAUGAAGAAUAUUAUGCCUCGAGAUUCAGUGUAGAAGUGAAGUCAAUUCUCAUGUCUCUCAGUAUGGUGCAGACUGCCAUCUCCUCUGCUUUUGGAUUCAUUCUGUACAGAGAAAGGCAAAAUUUUAACAACUACAUAUUCGUGAAUUGAGGAUUUCCUGUAUUUGAAAAGAAAAACCCUGACAGCUCUGGACUUCAAUCAGCUGCCACACAUCUUUAUAUUUACAUAUUUCUAAAAUACAUGACGUUCUCUUAUUCAUAGAUAUAUUGUAUUCUAUAAUGGACAGUAUGUAUUGGGAUGCAUUGGACAUUUUGUUAACAUAUUAUAUAAUAUAGGCUACAUACAAUGAAUCUUUCAAAAUUGCAUCAGAGAAGCUCGAAAACUGGGUUGAGUACAUUUCAGCUGCGUAGAGUUCUGGUCUACUGUUUUGCUAGUUUCCUUGAAUGUACAAUACAAGCUGUGUUAUGUCUAUUCUUGCAGCUGGUGGCCUUUAACCUUCCAAAAUUCUUCCACAAGUCCCCACAGUAUUUCCUGCUCAUAACAGAAGUACUCAGCUCUUCUGCUUCAUUUGUAAUGGGAAACAGUCUACAAUUGUUGUACUGUAAAAUUGUCCCAUAAUUUCUUGUAUAGUCCGAAUAUAGAGAUGCCAAAAAUGAAUGAGCACGUUCAGUUGUCAGCUACAUCAAAUUUGUUUUGUUUUACUUUAUUAAAAUUUAUUGAUUUGUGUCAUUGUAUGGGAAUUUCAGCGAGAACAAUUUCAUAACGAAUUCUUAUAUUUUUUGAAUGUUCCAACACUAGUAGUUUCAUAUAUGGCAUUUAUACACAUGUUCUAUUAAAAAAAAGUCUAUAAUAAUGUACGCAUUUGGGUUUUUUAUUAUUUUUAUCCAUUUGUUCUGUUAGAUUUUGACUUUACCCACAAAAUCGGAGAACUAUAAAUAAAUAAAUAAAUAAAUAUUAGUCAGUA
Messenger RNA from Hemibagrus wyckioides, 1557 nucleotides. RefSeq names its product transmembrane protein 176 (gene tmem176). Gene Ontology annotation, cellular component: membrane. The transcript has 7 exons. The record is from RefSeq and is a predicted model, not a curated record. NCBI's taxonomy places the organism in Eukaryota, Metazoa, Chordata, Actinopteri, Siluriformes, Bagridae. Bases 174 to 743 code for a protein of 189 amino acids.